Molecule: messenger RNA, 981 nt
Organism: Rangifer tarandus platyrhynchus (Svalbard reindeer)
Lineage: Eukaryota; Metazoa; Chordata; Mammalia; Artiodactyla; Cervidae
Source: the annotation of a GenBank genome assembly
AUGGAAGAUUUAGAAGAAGACGUAAAGUUUAUAGCGGAUGAGACCUUGGACUUUGGGGGGCUGUCACCAUCGGACAGUCGAGAGGAAGAAGAUGUAGCAGUGUUGGUGACUGCGGAGAAACCCCUCCGACGAGGCCUGUCCCAUCGAAGUGACCCAAAUGCAGUGGCCCCCACCCCCCAGGGUCUGAGGCUCAGCCUAGGCCCCCUCAGUCCAGAGAAGCUGGAAGAAAUCCUCCAUGAAGCCAACCGGCUGGCUGCUCAGCUGGAGCAGUGUGCCCUGCAGGAACGGGAGAACACAGGCGAGGGCUCAGGGCCUCGAAGGGUGAAGCCCAGCCCUCGACGGGAGACCUUUGUGCUCAAGGACAGUCCUGUCCGAGACCUGCUGCCGACCGUGAGCUCUUUGGCACGGAGCACCCCCUCUCCAAGCAGCCUGACACCCCGACUCCGGAGCAGCGAUAGGAAGGGGUCCGUCAGGGCUCUUAGAACAACAUCUGGAAAGAAGCCUUCCAGCGUGAAGAGGGAGUCGCCCACAUGCAAUCUGUUCCCUGCCUCCAAAAGCCCAGCGUCUUCUCCUCUUGCCCGAUCGACUCCUCCAGUCCGGGGAAAAGCCGGGCCCAGUGGGAGAGCGACAGCAAGUCCACCUACCCCUGUCAGACCAGUCUUGGCCCCACAGCCUUCUACCGGCAACUCUCAGCGCCUGUCUCGGCCCCAGGGAGCAGCUGCUAAACCUUCCAGUCGACUGCCUGUUCCCUCGGCCAUUCCCAGGCCUGGCAGCAGGAUGCCACUUGCCAGCCGGAGUGUCCCAUCCAGCAAAGGUGCCCCUCCUUCAGAUUCCCUGGCAGCUCGGAAAGGACUUCCAAGACCAAGUGUGGCAGGGCACAGAGUUCCUGUUUCUCAACGACCAAAUCUUCCCAUCUCUGGUACUGGUCGCAGCAAUCUGCAGCCUCCCAGGAAAGUUGCUAUCCCAGGACCUACCAGGUAA